Messenger RNA from Coniophora puteana RWD-64-598 SS2, 321 nucleotides. RefSeq lists its product as uncharacterized. The transcript has 2 exons. Lineage: Eukaryota; Fungi; Basidiomycota; Agaricomycetes; Boletales; Coniophoraceae. The record is from RefSeq and is a predicted model, not a curated record. Gene Ontology annotation, cellular component: NatC complex. Gene Ontology annotation, molecular function: RNA binding. Bases 1 to 321 code for a protein of 106 amino acids.
AUGCACAUCACACCCGCGGGACGUGAGCCCAUAAACGAGCUCAAAAAGCUCCUCAAAGAAAUGCUACGCAUCGUCACCUCCGACGGACGCGUCUUCAUCGGCACAUUCGUCGGCACCGACCAGCUGCUCAACGUCCUCCUCGUCAACACGGAGGAGUACCGCGUGCACCCGACCGCGAACGCGAACCCCAACGGCCGCUUCGUCGGGCAGGUUAUGAUUCCGUGGCGGCUCAUCAUGCAGGUUGAAGCACCCCUCCGCAAGACGUCGCGAACGGGCAACGGGAUCCCGCCCAGCGGCGAGAUGGGCGCGCUGUACAUAUAA